Vicia faba (fava bean) is the source of this 912-nucleotide messenger RNA. The record is from the annotation of a GenBank genome assembly. NCBI's taxonomy places the organism in Eukaryota, Viridiplantae, Streptophyta, Magnoliopsida, Fabales, Fabaceae.
AUGGAAGAGUUUGUUAUGGAGAAAAAACUGAUUGGUUUUUCUAACAAAGAUGCAACUCAUGUUGCGAAAGGAAAACGCACCAAGAGGUUAAGACUUUUAUCUCCUUGUGGUGUUGUUUCUACUGUAUCUAGUUGUUCAAGUGGUGAAAGCAAUACUGAUGUUGAAGAUGAUGAAGAAGAUAUGGCUAAUUGUUUGAUUCUCCUUGCUCAAGGAGUAAAUCACAAGCAACAUGGUGGUGGUGGUGGUGGUGAAGAUGAGGAUGAUGAUAACAAAAGGGAAAAGGGUAGUAAUGGAAAUAAAAAAAUAGGUGAAAUUGUAACUGCUACUUUGAGUAAAACAAAAGGUGGUUUGUAUGUUUAUGAAUGCAAAACAUGUAAUAGAAGUUUUCCUUCUUUUCAAGCUUUGGGUGGUCAUAGGGCUAGUCACAAAAAGCCUAGACUCAUGGCUGAGGUGAAAAAACCACCGCCAUCGCCGCUGUCACAAUCAUCACAGCCGCAAACUUCAUCACAUGAUUCGCAAUCAGUUAAAUUACUGAUUGCGAAUGCGAAGUGUGAUGAGUUUGAAGUUGUAGCUGAGAAGCCUCGUGGGCCAGCUAUUUCAUUUCAUAUCGGGAAUCAAAUUUCGAAAGGUAUUAACGGAAACAAAGCAAAGAUCCAUGAGUGUUCCAUUUGUGGAUCGGAAUUCACAUCCGGACAAGCAUUGGGUGGACAUAUGAGGAGACAUAGAACAUCAUCGGCGAACACCGCUUCUGUCGCGGUGGUUGAUGGAGGAGUUCCGCCACGGAAUAUUUUACAAUUGGAUCUUAACCUCCCGGCGCCGGAGGAGGAUAUCCGGGAAGCUAAGUUUCAGUUUCCGACACAGAAAUCUAUGGUGAUGUCUGCUGCUCCGGCUUUGGUGGAUUGUCAUUAUUAG